AUGUCCGACGGGGACGUGAUCAAAGACAGCGUGGAUAAGUUGGCGAUUCACGAUGACGACGAGAUCGAUUCCAACUACAAACCGCCGCCGGAAAAAACUAUUGAAGAGCUCUUAAAUGCUGACAAAGAAGACGCGAGCUUGCAAAAAUACAAGGAAAAAUUACUGGGUGAUGCUAACAGUGGGAAAAUAAUUUUUGAUGAAGAUAAUCCAAAUAAAGUGAUUGUCAAGAAAUUAGCAUUAUGUGUUACUGAUAGACCAGACAUGGAACUUGAUUUGUCAGGAGAUUUAACGAAUUUAAAAAAACAGGUGUUCAUUAUAAAAGAAGGAAUAUCAUAUAAGAUUAGAAUAGAUUUUAUAGUACAACGAGAAAUUGUUCAUGGUCUCAAAUAUGUUCAAAAGACUUAUCGUCUUGGUGUACCAGUGGACAAAAUGACUCACAUGGUUGGAUCGUAUCCACCAAAGAUGGAGAUACAGAGUUAUACAACACCAGCUGAAGAUGCUCCGAGUGGCAUGAUGGCACGUGGCUCAUACACGGUUCAUUCUUUGUUUACGGAUGAUGACAAAAAGGAACAUUUAAAAUGGGAAUGGGUAUUCGAGAUUAAAAAAGACUGGAAGGACAACUAA
Molecule: messenger RNA, 624 nt
Organism: Macrosiphum euphorbiae (potato aphid)
Lineage: Eukaryota; Metazoa; Arthropoda; Insecta; Hemiptera; Aphididae
Source: the annotation of a GenBank genome assembly